Messenger RNA from Toxoplasma gondii ME49, 5927 nucleotides. RefSeq lists its product as hypothetical. The transcript has 11 exons. Bases 1012 to 5403 code for a protein of 1463 amino acids. NCBI's taxonomy places the organism in Eukaryota, Apicomplexa, Conoidasida, Eucoccidiorida, Sarcocystidae. The record is from RefSeq and is a predicted model, not a curated record.
AGAAAAGCGACUUGGCUCGCAUGCAGCGACUUUGCGGAAGUCACUCCGGUGAAGCAACAACGAACUUUCUCCUUCGACCGUGGAGAGAAAACGUUCUUUUCGAAGCCCAGAAACAGUCUGGUUCGCCCUUUUGUUUGGGUUCUUGCCCCAUCGAGGUCUUUUCUGUAGGUCCCUCACAGACUCUGUUUCUCUCGAAAGGCUUGAACAGCCAGGUUGUUGCCGGCAGCGCUCGAGAAGCAAACUGCGGUCGCCUCUUCUUUUCCCUGUCGCCCUUUCCACCUUUCCGUGUUCUAGGAACUGGAGUCGGUUCGUCUUGGUCGAUUUCGCGCGAGAUUUCUGCGCCCUUGUAACAUAAGUGUUCGAUGGUCCGUAUGUUGUGAGGUACGUGACAGUAGGGAUCCCAUUUGGAGAUUUGAUCAGAGUGUUUGCAGUCUCCCGGAAGCCUCCGGUGGAUGCGUUAUGACCCUCCUUAUUUUGCAUGCAAUGCCCGAAUUCUGAGACUUCGCUGUGCUUUCUGGAGACCGUCGGUGCAUCAACAUCGAACCUCUUUUUCUGGGCGUCGGUACACACCGCGUAUCAACCUAGAUGCGGUGGACAUACUUCUUGUGUCCUUUGUCCCCGCUUGAGUCCUCAGUUUUUUGAGAGUUCUUGGCGUACAAAUUCUACUGCUGCACAUCCACAGCGCGUUUGUGGCGCGCCUGAGAAGGCGCCUGUCCCACACCGUGCGCUUCAGGUUGUGUUCCUCGCCCGCGUAUUCGGGAGACUUACACACUGCGAGGCGACGUGAUCGGGUAGAACCUAGUGGGAUAAGAUGUCAGCAGUGGUGAUUCUCCAGGGUGGCCGCCGAUGAUGCAGGCCUUCGUGAACUCGUCUUUGAAGAGACUGGAAGCGGACUGGUGUCGGUUCUCGCUGUCCAGCGAAGUACAUUCAGUGCGCGUUUCGAAGAGAUAAUGGGAACAACGAAGGUGCAAGGCUACCCGCUUUAGCGUCGGCUGUGCAACGGGCGAGACAAUGGAGAGCCGGCGCUCUGGAGGGCUCUGGGCCGCGUGCCUGCCGAGCUCGAAGGGGGAGAAACGGAUUUUUCGACAUCUUCUUCAGGGUCCAGUUCGUCGUGAGAAACCAGCUCAGGACGCGCGCAUGAAUCGAUCCCUUCGCGACACUGUCUCGGAUGACUUCCUUCCUCUCAAGUGCAUGCCCUGUGUUUCUUCAAGGACUCCAUUCGAAGAGCACCGAGUGACCUGUUAUGGCCUGCUGCGUUACACGAAGAGACGAGCGGCAAUCGCUUCCUGCCUCUCGACCUUCUUUCUCCUUCUCUUCGUUCACAGCCUCUGCUGUCCAGGACUGCCAGUCGGGUCGCCUUCUCCAUCUCUGCAGAGACGCGCGGGCAGAGACACCUGGCACGACCGCUUCCUUCCUUUUUCUUCUUUCUACACUCGGUUGCCAUCGUGGCGACCUCCGCCACGAGGGGAGCCUUUCUCGCUUUCUUCGUCCUCUUCGGCGUCCGCUGCCAGUGGAGGUUCAGUGUCUGCGGCCUCACGCUGUUUUCUGGACCUCUCAGAGAAGACCCCAGGAGAAGCCUCGCGCCGGCGCUGCGCGCACGACCAGGCGGCGGCACAAGCGGAUGAGACACAGGGCGUUUCUCCCUUCCUUUCGCUUCUGCCUGCUUCGCCUCGUCACGCGCGUCUCUCUGGGUCUGCCCCGGCACCUCCCAAGACAUUUCGUCGCCUCCACGGGCGGCACUCCUCCGUUCUUCAGAAAAAGAAUUCCUCUUUCUUCGUUCCUCGACGAGGCGCCGCCUUCCUGUCUCCCCCGUCUUUUGCAUUCUUCCGGGGCGCCAGAGCCGGGCGACCGGAGCUGCGGCAGCGGCGAGGCGCCCUGGAGUCUCGGCUGUACAGACACCCGAGUGCGGGGCAGGAGCGGCGGCCUGGGGACGUGCGGCGAAGUUCCGUUUCGACUUUUGCAUUCACCAGUCUCUUUGCGCGAGCGCUUUACCCGGGACUCGAGGAGAGCGAGGAGAUCGACGCAGGCGAAGAAGAGCAGCUGGCAGCGUGGAGAGGAGGAGAAGAAGAAGCCUGGGAGGCAGGGACAGCAGCUCUGGAGGCAGAGAGCCUCAACGAGGAAGCGAGGAAGAAGAGACAGACAACGAGGAGUGCCCAGGAAUCAGCGUCGCUUUCUUCAGCCGCGGAAAUAACACUCAAGCUGCAAGAGAGACAGAGUAAACCUUUGCCUUUCCACCGCUACCUCAGUGCGCGACUGAACGCCUGUCGGUGCACAGACCAGGUCCUUCGUCUGGUGUCGAGACACCGGGCACGAAUGGACGACGUCCAUAGAGCAAUCGCCCUCCAGACGUUGGCUCGGAUCAUCUCGUCGCGCGAGGAAGAAGAGAGGGAAAACCAGCAACCAAGAUGGAGAAGGCGGAGGGAGUCUUUCGCGAACAAAAAAUCCCAGAAAGCGGGGGUUGAAGCAGCUGAACACGAAACAGACUCGACGGAGGCGUGGACGCAGCUCGUCACCAAUGAGGUCUUUCUCCGUCUGCUCCAAGACAUGGCUCUCGGUUCCCAGCUUCGCGGGUUCAGUCGCACAGUCGACCUCGCGUUCGUUCCUUGGGCACUGGCCAAGCUUCGCCUCCACCUGCUCCCGAGUCUCCAGCCUCUGCUUUCGCAAAUUCUCCGUGCGAUCGACGUCCACACAGACGCGCCGGCGUCUCCCGCUUCGAAGGGGAAUUCUCCGAUCGCUUCGUCGCUGCGCCAGGGUAACCAGAAUGUGUCAGCGCCUCUGUCGAGCUGUGCUGCUCUGCUUUCGUCGCCACGGUCCUCCGGCGCAGAGACGGAACGAUGCACCAGAGGCGACGAGCCAGUUCCGCGUCUCGAGGAAUCCGCGAGGGAAGCGACCGGAGAACGACGAAGAAGUAGACAGAGCUGCUCUGUCGCGGCGCUCAAACCCUCGGGCCUCGCCACCCUGGUCUGGGGAACAAGCAAGUGCCGCUACAGAAAUCCAGUUUUCUGGGAAGAAAAGCUCGCGCCUCUUCUUCGAGAUCGAGCCUCUCUCUUCUCACCCAAGGAACUCGCCAUCUGUCUGUACGCCUUUGCGAACGCAGGAGUGCGCGCAAGAGGCGUUUCGCGUCGUUCUGCUUCCCAGUGUGUAGAGACACCCCGCGCCGCUGCUGUGUCGGAUGGAGACAGGUCGGGCGCCUCUGCGUCCCUGUUUCGCUUCUCCGGUCGGGGGGGAGGAGAGAGAGAGCAGGACGCCGCGGCAGAGAGAGGGGAAAGAGGAGCGCCUUUCCACUGCGGGGAAUCAACGCUCAACGACCUCCGGCCGCACGAGCGACGCGGCUGUGUGGACUCCCGCGUGGAGUCUCUGAGGUUCCACGCAAGCCUGACCCAAGCGGGAGAGACUGGGAGGGCAGGAGAGGCCAACAGAGAAGGAGCGAUCGAUAGAGAAGGAGCGAUCGACAGAGAAGGAACGAUCGACAGAGAAGGAGGGAGGGAAGGAGGGCGAGAGAAGAAUCCUGAAGGAGAGAACAACUCAGAGAGAGAGAACGAGUCAGAAAGAGAGAUUGACGUGAAAGGAAAGAAGAGUUCGGAAGCAGAGAGAAACUCUGUGAAUGAAGCAAUUGAGGCUCUUGGGAGGGCAUGCGUCGAUAAACUUUCUGACAUGAACGCACAGAGUCUGAGCAGCGUCGCGUGGGCGUUUGCCAAGUGGCGGCUGGAUCAUCCGCCUCUCUUCGAGCGCCUCGCCUCAGAGGUCCGGCGGCGAGGACACUCUGUCGACGUCCAAACCGCAGCUCUUCUGCUGUACGCGUUUCUUCGACUCGAGUACACGGACGAGACUGUCCUUUCCAUUCUCUCAGACAGACUGACGAAGAAAAUUGGGUCUUUCCGACGAGAAAGCUUCUCCCUCUGUGCGUGGGCUGCGGCCAAAGCGCCGCGAAACUCCGCGGUCAGACGCCUCGGCGACGUCCUCUUUCCAGCUCUUGAACAAGAGUCUCUAGAAUACUACAGGAGACAGGACCUCAUUCUUCUUCUGUGGAGUGCAGCGUGCAUUCAAGGCAGUAGAGCAGCGGACUUCGCGAAGCGUAUUUUCGGUGAAUUGAGGAAGAACAAAGAGACGAAGAGUUUCCGCGCGGUCGAUGUGGCGAUGCUUCUUCACGCCUCCAGCAUCACAGGCGUCACCGACGUGGAAAUGUUGGAAAACCACUUGCGUCUCAUUCCGACUCUGCUGGCUCGCGGAGCUUGCUCCCUGGCAGAACUGGACUGGAUCACCUCCAGUCUGGCGCAUUUGGGUGCUGGUGACGAACCGUUUCUCUCAGAGGUCGCUUCGCACCUGGAAAAACGGAAAUCCUGGGACGCCGCUGCACUGGAACACCUGACGUCCUUUCUCUUCUUCAGCGUCCACCUCGCGCCCAACCUCCACCGAAAGUCGCCCGCAGUUCGUCGACUUCUGGACCUCGUUCGGACGUUCUUAGUCUCUCCCACCUCCAGCACAGGUUCCUCCGUCUCGGCGCCAGCAUCCCUUUCUUCGGAUUUCUCGCCGUCGUCGUCCUCUCCUUCCCUUCCCUCUUCGUCUCUCGCUGACUCUUUUUCGUCUUCUUCUUCCGCUCCUUCAUUUCCUUCUCCCGCGUCUGGGUCGCAGCCUGUUUUUCAACUCGCUGCACAACAACGCAUAGCAGCUCUUGUAGGCGCUUCUCCUGUGGUGGCUCCCGAACUUGCUGUCUCUCCACUUGCUUCAGCUUCUGCGUCUACGCCCGCCGCCCAUGUCCGCUUUCUUGCCCCGCCUCUCGCCUCUGUCAAGCCAGGCGCUUUCGUGAACGGAGUCACGGCGCUUGUGCGCAGCGGCUUGGUCAACGGCAGGGACGGAGACUUCGUGGCGACGUUUUUGCGAUUUGUCGAGUCGCGCGCUGAGGACAUUGACUGCAUCGACUGGGCGAAGCUGCACGACUCCGGAGAAAGGCUCGGACUCGGGCGGAAAGAGCAGUGGCGGCGCCUGCUGGCAGAACUGCCGAGGCGGCUGCAGCGGCGGUACAUGCGGAUCGAAGCAAGCGAAAGUGACCGCGAGGAAAUGCGCUUUUCCCCAGCGACAGCCUCGACGCCCGCGGCAGACGAAGAGCCGUUCGAAAUUGCCGACGAAGAGACGAUCGAACGGCACGCUCAGGAGCACGGCGACGAGUACGACGUUGGCGACUGGGGAGACAUCGAAGUGGAUCUCGGAGCACCGAAGCCCGCGCGUCAGCACAGUGACGAAAUUCCGGCGGGAGUCGAUCCAGCCGAUGUCAUCACGGACGACGAGCUGUACGCCUUGCUUUCGAGCAAACUUUCUCGAGAUCGCGCCGGAAAAGCUGCGGAGAAACGAGCUUUUGACUACAGAAAGCAAGACUCGCUCUACGGAACGUUGCACAGCAAGUGACACGUGUGACCGGUCACGAUUUCCGACUCCACUCUGAAGUGUCGUUUGCGCUCAACAGCUUGGCAUUCAAAACGCGACCACGCAGUCUUGUUCACAGCUGAAUGUUACGGUUUUAAGUGGGAGCAUCGACACCAUAAGGGAGAGCCACCCAUCUGGAAACCUUGGUAAGGGUGACAGCGUGUGUUUGCCGUUGAAGUGGAUCGAUGAAAGCACGGAACCGUAACUGUGGUUGCAUGUUAAAAACGGAUGCACUAAAUUCAAACCGUCGUAGGGAUUGUGGCUCUCCGGCGUCUUGAAGCGUGUUCUGCAGAGGCACUCUGCGAGGCAGCCCUGGGGUAUUUGACAGAGCGAUUGUGCACCCUCAAUAGCCUUUUUUUGACGAAGGAUAUCUCCACAUCUAGUCUGCAGAUUGAUUCCACGUUUGCAGGGAGAUCCGUGCUGGUUCCUAAAACUGUUGAGAUGUUUGAAUUGCUCUGUGGAUUGGAGAAACUCGAAAUGCACUCGUGUCGCGGGAUACUUCACCG